This is a messenger RNA of Arctia plantaginis, 1908 nucleotides long. The record is from the annotation of a GenBank genome assembly. NCBI's taxonomy places the organism in Eukaryota, Metazoa, Arthropoda, Insecta, Lepidoptera, Erebidae.
AUGAACGGCAGUUAUAAAAAGAAGCUGGAAGGUCUCCAAGUGGUAAAAGUUUCGGAAGAGCCAGGACGGCGUUACGAGCUGGACGAGAAGGCGCUAGAGAGCAUCCUGCUGCGGGAUGAUAUACGCAACCUGCCCGUCGUCGUCGUCAGCGUCGCCGGUGCUUUCCGUGGUGGAAAGUCUUUCAUCCUCGACUUUUUUCUUAGAUACUUAAAAGCCCCGCGUUGGAGUCAAUUAUCUAAUGAAUGGGUGGGCAGUGAGGACGAGCACUUGGAGGGAUUCGACUGGCGUGGCGGUGGAGAGAGUAACACUAAAGGCAUCCAUCUGUGGCCAGAACCUAUCGUUGUCACCAUUGACCAAACUGGAGAGAAAAUGGCAGUGCUACUGAUGGACACUCAAGGUACAUUUGACAUGGAGAGUGAUAUGGGCGACAAUUCUACCAUUUUUGCGCUUGCCACACUGCUUUCCUCCGUGCAGAUUUACAACCUUCGAGGAAACAUCGGUGAAGACGAUCUCCAACACUUACAAUUAUUCACGCAGUAUGGUAAAUUGGCGUGCAACGCUGAAGGGAAGGCAUUUCAAACUCUGCUCUUCCUCAUUAGAGAUUGGAGUAGCCCCUACGAGCACCCCUACGGCUACACUGGUGGUGAAGGCCUUAUGAAGAAAAGAUUCGAGCCAAGACUAAAUCAGAGGAAACAGCUACGAGAAGUGCGCGAGCACAUUCAUUCGUGCUUUGAAACUCUUAAAUGUUUUUUAAUGCCGCACCCAGGCCUUAAGGUCACUGACAUACAGUUUAAGGGACGACUUUGUGAUAUUGAUGAGAAGUUCAGAGUAUCACUCUUAGAACUAAUUCCUUCAUUGUUCGACCAUGAACAUUUGACUUCAAAGACCAUUAAUGGAAAUAAAGUAAGCACAAAGGGACUUCUUGAGUUCUUUAAGCAGUACGUCGAUAUUUUCAACAGUGACGAGUUGCCGGAAGCUACCACCAUUUACCAGGCAACAGUGGACGCCUGUAUGAUGACAAUCCUCCGAGAGUCUCGAGAAUACUACGAGAGUAAGAUGGAUUCCAACAUCAUUGAAGAUCAAAGUGUGACAGAAAAUACUAUACAAGAAUGGCAUAACGCUGCUAUUGCAGAGGCCAUUGCUCUCUUUGAGAGGAAAAAGAAGCUUGGUACCCAGGAUGAUAUCGAAGCUCGUCGGUCGGAUCUCCAAAAGGAGUUAGAGGAUCGGCUGAACCCGUAUCUCUGGCAGAAUGAUACCAAACUGAAAGAUGCACUGUCGAAUGCUAAGAAAGCGUUUGAGAACAUAAUAUCUGACGCGUGUAAGGAUCAGGCCCGCCUAUGUCUUCAUGUGAAGGACUUAUACGCCCUUUAUUUCGAAGCGGUGCCGAUUGGACUAGCCCUUUUUGACUGUACCAGGACAGCGGUACCGCAGGAGCUAGAUGAAGAAAGAAAAGAUUUAGUUAAGUAUUUUGAAAAUCUUUACGAAAAAAUGUGCGCUGUGAACGAGCAGAAUAACAGGAGUGCUAUACUAGAAGCUCGUGAAAUAUAUCUGUUGCGUAUGAACAACGGCUUCAUGCAACAAGAAUUUAGCUCCGAUGAACUUCUGCGACAACACGAGGAGGCUUUGAAUCUAGCAACCAAUCAUUUCCAUUCGCUUCGUAAUCGACCCACACAGGAAUCUGAAGACGCUCACUUGGAGCAGCUGUUACAAAGUUCGGCGGAGCAUUAUAAAAACUUGUGCUCUGUGUAUGAGCACAGAAAAGCUGCACUUGAGGAUCAAGAGCUACUGAAACAAGCUGCACGUGAAGCUCAUGAGCUGCACAUGUCACAGCUGAGGGAAAUCACCGACAGAAUGAGUAGGAUUGAGGCCGAAUCUCGCCGCCACCGCAAUGAUUGUGCAAUACUCUAG